AAACAGUCGAAAACAGAAACAGUAGUGAACUAAAAGAGCAAAAGAUAACAACGAAAAUGUCUCUCCAUCCAUAUUUCUUCGACUAUGAUUUACCACGUUGGCCAAAACGCCUCAUCGACCAAAACUUUGGAUUGGCCUUAACGCCAGAAGACGUAACAUCUGCACCUACAGCCACAAGCCCUUUUCUAUCGAGACUAAGACCUUGGUGGCCUGAUGCAGCAUCGUCCAUUAAAGCUGACAAGGAUAAGUGGCAAAUCAACGUCGAUGUACAACACUUCGCCCCCGAUGAAAUCACCGUCAAAAUAGCUUCAGGCUACAUAGUUAUUGAAGGUAAACAUGAAGAGAAGAAAGACGAACAUGGCUUUAUCUCAAGACAGUUUGUCAGACGAUACAAACUGCCUGACGAUAUAAACGGGGACGCUGUGCAGUCCAGACUCUCAUCAGAUGGAGUACUAACAGUGGUUGCACCGAAGAAUGUUGAAAUUGCAAAAGGUGAACGCAUCGUGCCUAUUACACCCACUGGACCUAUAAGACAAGGAACUUCGGAUACAAAAGUAAGCGAGGAGAAGUGAAGUGAUUACAAAGAAGAUCGGACUCAAAACUAAGUGAGAAGUGAUAUUGGGUUAAUAACACUCAGUGUACAUUAUAUGUUUUAUUGCAUUUUAAAUUAUAUGUUACCUUAAACUAAA
Galleria mellonella (greater wax moth) is the source of this 689-nucleotide messenger RNA. Its product is annotated as protein lethal(2)essential for life-like. The coding region runs from base 57 to 572 and encodes 171 amino acids. The record is from RefSeq and is a predicted model, not a curated record. The transcript has a single exon. Gene Ontology annotation, biological process: response to heat; protein refolding. Lineage: Eukaryota; Metazoa; Arthropoda; Insecta; Lepidoptera; Pyralidae. Gene Ontology annotation, molecular function: protein folding chaperone.